AAAACCAAAUAAAAAAGGUAUCAAUCUUCAGCUUCUUCUGGAGGGCGAAGAGUAACCACAAAAAAAACUUUUCCUCCACCUCCAAUCGCUCUGCGAAAAUCUCAUGUUCUGUCGACUACCAUGAAGGCUUGCAAUUUCAUGUGCCCUUCCGCCCCGCCCACCUCCACGCCUUUUCCGCACCUUCGCACGUACACCUCACGCGCCGCCCCUUCGCUGCAGGUGAAGUCCUUCCAGCGCGGCGACUUCGACCGUUUCGCCGAUAACAUCAAGUCGGGCAAGGCUUGGAGAGACGCGUGGCGGACCGCCAACGAUGGAUUCGAGCAAUUCGUCUUCGAGGCUAAGAAAACGGCCGAGCGAAUCGACCGUGAGUACGCCGUCUCUCGCCGUUUAAGCUCCGCCGCAAGCUCUGCCGGGGACCGUGCUCGGGAGAUUGAUCGUGAGUAUGGGAUUAGCCCACGUGUCAGGACAUUAUCCGCCGAUUUUAGUAGAAAUUUCCCCAAGUACAGGAAGCAGUUCAGUGACUUCUUGAAUACACCUCUCGGUGGAAGUUUUGCUACUAUUUUCUUUCUUUGGUUUGCUCUCUCUGGAUGGCUGUUCCGAGUGAUUAUAGUCGCCACAUGGGUUCUUCCCAUUGCUGGUCCUCUUCUCAUUGGUGCAGUCGCCAAUAACUUCGUCAUCAAGGGAGAAUGCCCAGCGUGUAAGAGGCAGUUCAUAGGAUACAAGAACCAAGUGAUCAGAUGCGAGGGAUGUAGGAACAUCGUGUGGCAGCCACAAGGCGAUUUCUUCUCAAGAGACGGUAGCAACAACAGUAGCAGCAGCAACAAGGGUAACUCUAAAAAGCCGCCUAAGUCCCAAAUUAUCGAUGUCGAUUUUGAGGAGAAGUGAUGAUCAGACAGAGCAGAAGGCGAUUACAAAGUGUGUUUUGGUAGUAGCUGAAUCAUUUGCUGUUUUUGUUUGUUCUAUAAGCUGCAGCGAUGCAGAAAGGCGCUCUCGUUUUGAUUGUUGUGUAUAUUAUAAGGCCUUUGUGUAGAUGAACAAAUGUAGUGUCCAAGGGUACACGAGGCGACGAGAGACUUAAUUGAAACUUAUAACUAGUCAAAUCUUAUGAAAGAACAUUUUACAUC
This is a messenger RNA of Brassica oleracea var. oleracea, 1124 nucleotides long. RefSeq lists its product as uncharacterized. The coding region runs from base 121 to 885 and encodes 254 amino acids. The record is from RefSeq and is a predicted model, not a curated record. The transcript is spliced from 4 exons. NCBI's taxonomy places the organism in Eukaryota, Viridiplantae, Streptophyta, Magnoliopsida, Brassicales, Brassicaceae. Gene Ontology annotation, cellular component: chloroplast.